ACUCUUACAUGUACCAGUAUUUGCAGCUGGCAGUGUUAGGGCAAUGGGCAAAUGACUUCGAGUUGGUCUCUAGAGUACGUGUGACUGUUGUACUGAUAGGGUACUUAACUAUACGUGUUGUCCGCAUUUUAAGCAGUAUAUACUUAUUGCGACAAUUGUGGCUGUAUAUAUCAUAGUGUUGUUUAUUUGCUUGUUCUAACUUCUAGUGAGUUGAUGUGAUGCGAUGUGUGAAAUAUUAAAUUAGAAGCAAAUGAGUGUAUUCUCUUUACCACAUCAUUGCAUGAAGCCCUGUGCUAUAUUGACUCAGGAAGGAGAAGCUAUUAUAACACAAUGUUCAUUCAUUAAUUUCCUGGAUAUUCAGAUGUUCAUUCAUUGUGUGAAAAAAUCAGCAAGAAUGGUUAUAAUGACGUAUGACUCUUAUAAAAAAAAAAAAUUGGAAGGAUGUGUUGCAAGAAAAAUUUGGUGAUUUGUGCAUUUCAUAUCCAAAAUACCUAUUUUAAGCUAUAAUUUUUUUUCACCAGUUGUCAUGUCUGAUAUCAUAAGUAUUUAUUUCAGUCAUCAUAUUCAUUGCUUGUUGGGUAAAAUCAGCUUUUCCUUACCAGUUUUGUGCUUACAGUAAACUAGCAUCUUUAGAGAAAAAGAUUGCCCAAGCAUAUUUGAGUUCAUUUAACAUACCUAUAAACAUUUUCUACCAUUGUGAAUCAGUAAAAGUUAUAUUGUAGUACAUGUAUAUGUUUUAAAUCAAAUGUAAAUGCAUGAAAAUUAUCAGAUUUUCCAAAAUGCACCACUGUCUGAUGUAAUGUGGCCAUCGUGUCAUAUUCCGAAACCUAAGUUUCACGAAUAGGCGCAAGGCAAAGAAUUUAUAUAAGAGAGGUUGACCCGCUGUUUUAUUUCACUACCUCUAUACAAGACACUUCACAGCAGUCUCCUAUGGUCGAUAUUUUGUCACAGUGAACUGCAUUGCGGGAUAUUUUGAUCCUCCAAGGGACAGGCUCAAUGGGUCACUCUUGACCCUCUGUAAAAUGCGAUUGACUUAAUUGAUAAAGUGUAAACCAUCAUAUGGGCGAAGGUCUUUGUUUUACCAAUCUUACAAUUUUAAGUAUGACUAAUUAAAGUCAACUUUGUUGUCUAUUUUAAAACUAUAGUAUAUUAUAAUACUGCUGUAUAUAGCCUCUAGCUGACUUAAUGAAAUGCAUAAUUAAUAAAUUAUAUGCUAUUAAUUCCACAAACGUUAAAUUUGAAUUGUAGGAAGCUGCAGUUUAAUAUAUGCUAUGCUGCACAUCUUACUUAAAAAACACUGACAUCUGGAGAGGUAAAUCUAAAACUGCAUACAAACAAAGAAGUAUUUUCAAAAGCCUGAAAGUCAAUGUGGUCCAUGUGUUCUCCCUCUGUUAUCCCUCCCACUGCCUAACAGCAUGGCCAGCAAACUGCUUGCCUGCAUUUUAAAUGUGUGACUUCAGGUGUUAAUUUUGUUGCUUUUCAAUUUAAUUGUAUUUAGUCCUACAGACUUUUUCAUGUCAAGGGUUGAUAUUUUUAAUGUUCAGCUAAAACUGCUAAAAUGACAUGGCUGUUUACAUGAAGUCAGCUUUGCAAAACUAGCCAAACCUAGCUUAAGAGAAUUUUACAAACCAUUGGAGCACAUUAAAUGCUAAAACCUAAAUGCAUUACUAACUGUUACCACUAGCGGUUACCAGUGAGAGUAAAAAUCAUUACAAAGGCAAUCACAAUUAACACUUUGCUACAUGUGGCUUGGUGAAUAAACCUGAAAAAGAAUUUAUGCAUCUUUAAAAUUCUUUGUGAAAAGCAACAUGGGCAAUUAAUUUUUUUCAUUAGUCUUUGAAAAAACUGAAUUUUGACUUAUGGUCGGUCAGCUUGUGAAACAGACCCUUGUAUGUAUGUGAACACAGAUGUCAGUGUAUUUUAUAGUGAGUAGAGUUGAAAAUACAAGAUGCUGGUGCAAAAGACCAUUGAUAUGGUGUCUGUUCAGGUAAGAAUGUAUACCUUUAGGCCAGCAUCAUAUCAGGCAGCAUAUCAGUCAGAAAAUAUUUUGUUGGAUGGAUACCUUUCCCCCAGCCAUUUCAUCUUGUUAAAGUUGUCAAAAACCUAUCAAUCAUUUCCAGAAGAGCACAUGUCUGAAAGGUUGCUGAGUGGAAUAGAAUACUGGACUAGAAUAGAUUGUUUUAAAGAUUUGAUGUUUAAAUUUGGUACUGUGCAUGCUUUUCACAAUUACUCAUUUGAUAGAGUGAAGGUUGGUUUAAUCUGGGACCCAAUAAACUGAUAUUGAUUCUCAGGUUUUAUGUAUCAACACUAGAGGGUCAUGUUAUUUACGACCAUUUACACCAGUUUUUUGGGACGGACUUCUGUUAUCUAGUAUAAAAAUGAAAUUGAUGAUGUACUUAAGAUAUGUAAUGCUAAUCAGAAUUGUUAUUCAUUCAUUAAAUGUAUUUGAAAAAAUAUACUAUUUGAUAAAAGGCAUUUAGUUUUGUCUUUUGAUCUCUUUUUUUUAAAGAUUGAGAACAAAUACUAUCAGUUCUUGCUUUUCAACACUUUGUUCUAUGAUCCUUAACUUGUUAUAUCUCUGCAGGUAGUAGAAUACUGUGAUUUGGAUGAAUAGUGCUCUCCAUUAUUACCCCAUGAAGAAUGGGGACAGUAUGCUGUGUGCUGCAGGAUUGGUUGGAAAGGGAGUCAUAAAGAUAUCCUGUCACCUUGUUCAAAAUUUCAGAAUCAAAUAAAUAUUUUUGAUAAAGUUGAAGAAAGGCCCAUCAUGCACCCUGCUGCCAUUGCUGGGAAAGCACAUUUGAAAGUACCUUUUGUAUUUUCAUGUAACAACACAUGAGUUUUAAACGCUGUUGUACAAAGAAAUUCUUGUUUUUUAUGUGAUGUUUUAAUAAACAAGUGACUCUUAUCUUUAUCAUCACAUACAUCCUUCAUGUUUCCUGUGGCAGCAAGUGUUCUUGAACUGAGACUAGAUUGCGCAAUAUCCACUUGAAUCCAGUCCAAUUAUUCACAUUUUGAUAUUAUUAUUUCAUUCUCUAUUAUAACCUUUUUUUCUUCAAAAUUUCCUUAGGCUGACUGGAUAGUUUGAUAACAUUGACUAAAACAGAAAGUUUUAAUUUUUCGCCUAGCCAAAUUAGCCUAUGCAAAGCAUUUGGCUUAAAUUUACAAUGUUAGAAUGAGUCCAGUAAAGGCAUUAGUGUUACAUGUGGUUAACCUGCAGAGUGCAGACCCAUUAUGCAAGCUUGAUUGGCUGGAUUAUGUAGAAACGGUGGAAGAGAAAAAGGUUACAAGUUUUAAUUUGCAGUUGAUUCUUAUUAACAUGUAUAUGGCUGCUCCACAGUACUUCUAAUUCUUAAUGCAGAAAAAACCCUAAUUAUCUUUCAUGUUUGUAAUGUUGUUUUAUUGGAUGUUACUCGGUAUUUCAUCGACGUAGAUUCACAACAAAUUUAAGACUGGUCACUCAUUUAUACCUGAAAAGGAACAUAUAUUGUGGUGGUUUUCUGACAAUACCUAUCAUUAAUAACUUGCUGCUAGUAUGCAUUUAUGAAUAAUAAUCAGCUAGUGUUUUUUUCCCACUUCAUCACACACAUGUUUAAAUGUGUUCCAAACAUGACUUAAAUUACUUUUGGCAAGCAUUUCUGGUUAAAGGAGGUUUAUGAGUUACCUUGAGUAUGAGGGAAAAAGCAAAUAUGGAAUGACCUAAAAACCUGCAAGCAGAAACUGCUUCUGGGAAAAAAAAUGCAAUUACUGUAAACUCUUGAGAGUUGAUUAGGCAUUUAAUCUGAAACAAAUGUUUCUCUAAGUUGUGCUAUUUAUUAAAGUAUUCUGACAUAGGUUGAUAUAAUGACAUUCUCAUUGCCUAGGAUCAUUUUAGUUGAGAUUUAUAGGGUAAAACAAUUGACAGGGAGGGACAUGAUCUAUGUGUGAAGUUAAACUGUUAGGCAUAUUUUUUCUGGUUUACAGUUUAUUUAAGGGUGAACUGACAGCUGCAUGCAGGGUUAUGCUGCAAACUUGCCUCUGGUCAGAUGGAUACUUUGGUCUUGAAGUUAUGGGAGCAUAGACCAUAAAAACUUUUGUCAGCCAAAGGAGCAGGCUAGUGGAUACAUGUAAGCUGUAUACUGCUGGGUGAUGGAAAUGGCUGAACCCAAGGCAUCGUGGAAUCUUGUUCAGAUGGGGCUGGCAUCCCUCUCUGUUGUUGGUUUGAGAAGUUUUUACGGGGUGCCCAACAGCAUUCUUUUAUUUGGAGCCUCUGUGACUUACUGGGUCAGUUCAGUUCUCUGUCUCCUAGUUGUCAUGGUUCCCAUACUUCUGGUUCAACUACAACUUGGGGCCAAAACUGGAAAAGGAGUGGUGGGAAGCAUAGGCCAGUAUUUUCCAUUAUUCAAAGGUUUUGGCAUAUCUUUCCUGAUAUGGCAAUAUCUAGUAUUGCUAUUUGAUUCAUCAACAAUGGGAGCAUCUCUGUAUUACACAUUUGCCUCCCUUGUAUCUCCAUAUCCUUGGGAGAAGUGUAGUAAUAUAUGGAACACUCCAAACUGCAAAGAGCUUGUUGCUGUUAAGGAAAAAGUAACAACAACAACUAUCCCAAGCUUAUUGGAGUUGAAUUUAACAGUGCUAGACAAUUUUGGCAGUUUGGAGGAAGUGUACCCAUACAGCUAUUAUAAUGUAACUUUUGAAUUCACUGAUUUUCCACGAGUGGAUCACUCACCUGCUAGUGAAUACUUUAGUAAUUUUGUUCUUGAACAAGGCCCAGUAGGGUCACUGAAUGAGGUGGGUUUGGGAGGUGUUUCAUGGCCUGUGGCAGUCUCACUGAUUGCAGUGUGGUUCCUGGUUUUCUUGGGAUCCUGCUUUGGAGUAUCAGCAUUUGGCAAGAUAAUGUAUGUCAUUGGACCAGUGGUUGUGAUCAUGUUCUUCGUGGUGCUCUCCUAUGGCCAUCUGACUUUUGAUGCUGGAGAGACAUGGAGGUUUGUAAAUCAAAGCUACAGGCAGCCUUCUUCAGUAAUAGAUGCAGAGCGCAAUAGUGGACUAUUUUUUAAGAUGGUGACAACUGCUGUGUGGAAUACCUUUUCUUUACUGUACUUCACCUGUGGCACCAUCUCCACCUUGGGGAAAUAUGUUGGGUUUGGGACCAAAUCAGAGUGUCCUCUUUACUUUUUAUGGGUAGUUUUUAUUGGUAUAAUGCUUGUAUUACCCCACAAUAUUUAUGCUUUUUAUGCUCCAUACCUUGCCGCAUAUGUGUCUCAAUUUGGUGUCCCAGUACGUGAUAUCCAUAUAGGAGAUGUAUCAGGAGAUGCUCUACUCUUCAUUUUACUGCCCGAAAUUUUCACUGGACUCCGGGUGCCCAAUGUGAUUGCUGUCUUGACCUAUGCCACCAUCACACUGUUUGGUUUGAUUGGAUUUGUGUUGGUUGUAGUGGUCAUAUUGGACCAUGUCAUGGAAGCAUUAGGCACAUGGCUGAGACCACAUCCAAUGUUGUGGAGAAUUCUGAUUACUGGCAUAUUUUGCACUGUAACUGCAUGCCUCUCUUUGGUGUUCUCAACAAGAGCUGGCUCAUAUUUGUACUUUGAAUUGAUGCCUUUCUUAUAUUCCACUGCACCUCUUCUAACUUAUUUUAUAUUCCUAAAUAUAGGAAUUGCUGUUGCAUAUGUACAAUUAGAUCUUCCAGUAUGGUCACGCACUGUAAUUGGUUCAUGGUUUAUCAUGGCAUUCAUUGCUCUGGCAACAGCAAAUUAUAUGGCUACUAUGGAAGGGUCAGGUUUUUUUGAACACCCCUGUGAACUUCUUGGUCUGAGGGAGAUGCCAGACUGGAUUUGUGGUGUAGGUACAGCCAUUUCUUGGAUCCCAUUAAUUGGUGUGCCAGUUGGACUUUUCCACAGCUUAAUUACAGCACCUGGGACUUGUUGUCAGUGUCAGCUGAAACUUGGUGCCUUAAUAGUCCCAGACACACACCAAAGAGCUGAAGAACAGGAGGAUGAAAUGUAUCCUGUGGGCUCCUACACUCCCCUCUCACAGCAGCCAAGACCACCGCCUGUCAUUGAAAUAGAGGACAAGGUCACUGUGUUUUAAAGGAGGUUUGAGAAUCUCACACUGGGAUGAAACAUAGUUUUCUUAAGCCAGUUGCCAAGAUUAGAAGUGUUAUUAGACCAAAAUAUAUAAUAUCAGACUUGCCUAAGACAUUUAUAAGAGCAUGAUGCAAUUUUUAUGCAGCAUAUAGACCUUUGCAAAGAGAUAUAUAUUCUCUGUAGAAUUCUCAGUAUAUUUUUGGUGCUUUAUGUUUGAUAGAUACUCAGUAAUUUCAGCAUAAGUGCAGAUUAUAAAAAAUUCAGAUGAUACACACACAAAAACAAGGCCUCUGCUUAGAAGAGAAGAGUCUCAAGUUCAAUUUUGAUAAAGGUUUUAACUCUACUGUAGACUUCAAUUGCAUAUUUAACAAAUAUAUUUAUGCUAAAUAUUUCAGCAAUGAUACUCACACAAUAUGUGCCGUUUUCUUUAUGGUAAUAAAUAUCAUUCAUGCAUCAAUUAAUAGUUUAAAUUAAAGAUAUAAUAAGCCAAGUUCUUAUUUUAUGUGUUUAAUUUAUGUGAAUUUGGCACGUUUAUAAUGGGAAUAUAAUUUUUUAUCAAAAAUUACUUAGUGUACUGUGGUCAACAGGACUAAGUUUUGAAGCAUUUCUUUUUGUUGACAUGUUGUGACACUAUUUCACCAUUCAUGGAUAUAAUUAGUAAGGUCAUUAAUUGGUAAGGUCAGCUUGGUUUAUUGAAAUGGUUGUUUGAAAUAACUAUUUAUAAGUAUUGUCAAGGUCACUAUUGGUGAAAUUUUUUGUACCUUCUCUGUGCCUGUCAAACUAAGGGUAACAGUUCUUGUUAAUCAUUCAAAGAAAGAAAAUAUUCAAGGGGUGUCAAGAAGAUUAAAUUAGAAUAUGAAAGAUCUCAUUGAUUAUCAUUCUGAAAACUUUUCUUUGUUAGCAGUGAUACGUUCUCAUGGUAGUAGGUCAUGGCUAAUUGUCAGAAGAAUUUUAGAUGUUAUGUAAACGUCGUUUAUUUGCGUGUAACACAUUUUAUUGUUUUCAAUGGAUAUAAUAAUUUGUAAUGCAGGCCAUGGUUAUUGAGAUGUGCACAGUGUAAUUUGUAGUUAAUGUAGACUAAAACUUGUUGAACCGCAUAAAAGAUACUCAUCAAGUACAAUUCUAGAAUGUAAG
This is a messenger RNA of Lingula anatina, 7190 nucleotides long. RefSeq names its product sodium- and chloride-dependent GABA transporter ine. The record is from RefSeq and is a predicted model, not a curated record. Gene Ontology annotation, molecular function: amino acid:sodium symporter activity. NCBI's taxonomy places the organism in Eukaryota, Metazoa, Brachiopoda, Lingulata, Lingulida, Lingulidae. Gene Ontology annotation, biological process: nitrogen compound transport; amino acid import across plasma membrane; sodium ion transmembrane transport. Gene Ontology annotation, cellular component: plasma membrane.